AUGAACGUACGAAGAAUUUCCUGUGCUUUUGUGAUAGCAUCAUGGAUCACAUUUUCUCUAUACUAUUAUGAUACAAUAUGUGCAGCUAUGAAGCCAGGAAUAGAAAUCCUAAUCAGCGCCAAUAAAGAUUUAAGUUUUGAAGAGAUUUUAACAUAUAAUGGUACAGAAGAUUAUUUAAUAAAAACACCAGGAUGUUACAUACCAAAUUACGGAAAAACUUUGAAAUUCCGAGAAGCAAAAAUAAUUAAACAUUUUUGCGGAACGAGAGCUGUGUUCAUAGAGAAAAUUUCUGAAGAAUAUUUAUUUAUCAAUAUUGAUGAAACAAUUAACGAAUACAGUAAAGGAAACGAUUACAAUUGUUGCUAUCAAUUUGUUACACCUGAGGUCGUUGAAGGCAUCACGGAUCAGAGAAAAAUAAGGUAUUCAUCUUGCGUGCCAUUUAAAAAUCAAACAAAAAUAGAGCUAUUAGAAGAAAUAAUCGUAGUAAAAUGUGCUACAAAAUUAAAAGUAGUUUAUGAAGAUGCUUAUAUAUUUGUAAAAAAAUUAAAAAGGCAGAAAUAUGACGAUUUAAAUCAAGAAACACCAUGGAACGUGCUAAUUCUAGGAAUGGACACGAUGUCAAGAGCACGUUUAAUCAGUAGUAUGCCAAAAACAGCACAGUUUUUACGAAAUCAUCACUGGCUGGACUUUCGGGCGUAUCAGAAAGUCGGGUACAACACAUUUCCCAACGUGAUGGCCUUAUUGACAGGAAGGAACCUGUCACAAGUACACGCGGAGUGUCACAAGAGCUUGGAUCAAUGCAAUGAUAUAAUGUUGUGGAGUUAUUUUAAGAAGGCCGGAUAUUACACUGCUAGUGGGGAGGAUUUCUUGCGUCUCCCAGACACAUUUACGAGAUAUGACGGGUUUAAAAAUGCUCCUACCGAUCAUUACAUGCGGCCAUUCUUCCUUACGGGCGAAAAUUCAAUAGGAAACCUUGUUUGUACAAAGAAAAGACCAUCCGCCAACCAUUUGUUAGAUUACGCACUAGAUUUUACGAAUACGUAUAAAAACGACAAAUUCUUCGGAAUGUUUUGGUUUAAUUCCUUUAGUCAUAAUUUAAAUAAUGUACCUGAACUCAUCGAUUCGAAUCUAGCAAAGUUUUUUGAGACCUUUCAUACAAAUGGUAUAUUAAAUAAUACUUUUAUUUUAUUUUUAAGCGACCACGGAUUGCGAUAUGGCGAAAUGAGAGUGCCAUACGAAUCUUAUUAUGAAGAACGACUUCCAAUGCUAUAUUUAUGGGUGCCAAAUGAUUUUAGGAGAAAAUACGAAAUGUUUAAAAAUUUACUUGUAAAUCAGAGCAGACUAGUCACACCAUACGAUAUAUAUGUUACCUUAUUGAGUAUUCUAGAAAUAGGUAAUAACACUGAGGAAAACUCCAUCGCAUGUCCAAACUGCUUCAGUAUUAUCAACGAAUUAUCUCCGAAUAGAACGUGUUCAGAUGCACACGUCCACGAGAAAUGGUGUAGUUGCCAUCCCUUGACGAAAGCAAUUAACCGCGUCGCUACCAAAAACGCAGUAGACGCAGCCAUAGAAGAUUUAUAUGAUAUUAUAAAAAAAAUCGAAACAAAAAAGUGUAUGCAAUGUGCAGAUCUCGAAUUGAAGAAAUUAUUACGUGCCCAUACUUACAACACUUUAAAUGCUACCAUUUUUGUCCUCGCGUUUAAAAUGACCCCAGGUGAUGUGUCGUACGAAGCUAGUGUUGAACAAAGGGGAGAUAACUUUACUGUAUUGGACACAACACAGACGAUAUCCGUGUAUAAUACAAGAGGCAAUUGUGUGUUGAAUCCCGUACACCGCGCCUAUUGUAUUUGUGUUAAACUUUGCUAA
This is a messenger RNA of Pieris macdunnoughi, 1866 nucleotides long. The record is from the annotation of a GenBank genome assembly. Lineage: Eukaryota; Metazoa; Arthropoda; Insecta; Lepidoptera; Pieridae.